Messenger RNA from Meyerozyma guilliermondii ATCC 6260, 450 nucleotides. Its product is annotated as E2 ubiquitin-conjugating protein. Gene Ontology annotation, cellular component: nucleus. The record is from RefSeq and is a predicted model, not a curated record. Gene Ontology annotation, biological process: DNA damage tolerance; protein K63-linked ubiquitination. Gene Ontology annotation, molecular function: ubiquitin conjugating enzyme activity. The transcript has a single exon. NCBI's taxonomy places the organism in Eukaryota, Fungi, Ascomycota, Pichiomycetes, Serinales, Debaryomycetaceae. Bases 1 to 450 code for a protein of 149 amino acids.
AUGGCUGCACUUCCAAAAAGAAUAUCCAAGGAAACCCAACGGUUGGUGUCGGAUCCCGUGCCCGGCAUCACCGCUGUGCCUUCAGAAGACAACUUGAGGUACUUUGAAGUGUGUAUUGAUGGUCCUUCUUCUUCACCAUAUGCUGAUGGCAAGUUCAAACUAGAACUUUAUUUACCUGAUGAUUAUCCCAUGUGUGCACCCAAAGUGCGGUUUCUCACCAAAAUCUACCAUCCCAACAUAGAUAAAUUGGGCCGUAUUUGCUUGGAUGUAUUGAAAGAUAAUUGGAGUCCGGCGUUGCAAAUCAGAACGAUUUUGUUGUCUAUCCAAGCGUUGUUGGGUGCGCCAAACCCUGAUGAUCCGUUGGCCAACGACGUUGCAGAGGACUGGAAGAAGGACGAAAAGGCUGCUAUCGAGGUGGCGAAGGAGUGGACGCGAAAGUAUGCGACGUAG